This is a messenger RNA of Onychostoma macrolepis, 2016 nucleotides long. RefSeq names its product gastrula zinc finger protein XlCGF52.1-like. The transcript has 2 exons. Gene Ontology annotation, biological process: regulation of transcription by RNA polymerase II. Gene Ontology annotation, molecular function: RNA polymerase II cis-regulatory region sequence-specific DNA binding; DNA-binding transcription factor activity, RNA polymerase II-specific. The record is from RefSeq and is a predicted model, not a curated record. Lineage: Eukaryota; Metazoa; Chordata; Actinopteri; Cypriniformes; Cyprinidae. Bases 221 to 1543 code for a protein of 440 amino acids.
GGAAGAAGUUUAGUUUUUACCGCGCUCUCUGUUGUUUUGUCAUGAUGCUAUUUUAAUACAAGCUGUUAGAAAUGUACUUUCUGUAAAUAUAAAAAUACAGUUUUUGGAUCAGGACAAUAAAGACCUGUAAUAUUCUCAUCAUAACAGUCGUGAUUAAGUUUUGAAGCAAGCAGGAAUAUCUGGAGGAGUAUCAUCUGAACUGAGAUCUGCUGCUGUGAAGAUGGUGUUUGUUAAAGAAGAGAGUGAAGAGAACACGAGUGAACCAGAAACAUGGAGAAUAAAACACGAGGAACCAGAAACAUGGAGAAUAAAACACGAGGAACCAGAACCCUUGAGAAUAAAACACGAGGAACCAGAAACAUGGAGAAUAAAACACGAGGAACCAGAACCCUUGAGAAUAAAACACGAGGAACCAGAAACAUGGAGAAUAAAACACGAGGAACCAGAACCCUUGAGAAUAAAACACGAGGAACCAGAACCCCACAGAAUAAAACAGGAGGAACCAGAACCCUGGAGAAUAAAACACGAGGAACGAGAAACCCGGAGAAUAAAACAGGAGGAACAAAGAGAGAUGAUUGAAAAAAACAAGGAUAAUGAAGAACUGAGCGAAGUUGAGGAGAAAAAUGAUGUCAAAACUGGAGAAAAACCCUUGAGUUGCUCUCAAACCAAACAAAUAGAUUUAAAGAAAAGAAGGGCCAAGAAAUCUUUCACCUGCACUCAGUGUGGAAAGAGUUUGACAAGCAAAUAUAAUUUUGAUGUUCACAUGAGAGUUCACACUGGAGAGAAACUGUUCACUUGUGAUGGGUGUGGGAAGAGUUUUGCACAAUUAUCACACCUUAAGGAUCACUUAAACAUCCACAGUGGAGAAAAAACAAACAAGUGUUCACACUGUGACAAGAGAUUCAGUCGGUCAGGAUACCUAAAAACACAUGAGAUGAUCCACACUGGAGAGAAACCGUACACGUGUGAUCAGUGCGGGAGGAGUUUCACACUAAAAGGACACCUUACGGAGCAUAUGAGAGUUCAUACUAAAGAGAAACCGUACACAUGUGAUCAAUGUGGGAAGAGUUUCACACAAUCAGGACAUCUUAAGAGACACAUGAAGAUCCACACUAGAGAGAAACUGUACACAUGUGAUCAGUGCACUAAAAUGUUUUUGAGUGCUUCAGUCCUAAAGCAGCACAUGAAUGUUCAUACACAGGAGAAGCCACAUUCAUGUUAUUUGUGUGGAAAGAGUUUUUUAUGUCUACAAAGUUUGAAUGUACAUCAGAAAAUACAUACUGCUGUAAGAGAGUACAUGUGCUUUGAGUGUGAAAAGACUUUUACUACAGCAAACUGUUUAAAACGGCAUGAGAGGAUUCACACUGGAGAAAAACCUUACAAGUGUUCACACUGUGACAAGAGAUUCAGUGAUUCAGCAAAUCUGAAAAGACACGAGAGGAUCCACACUGGAGAGAAACCGUAUCACUGCACUGAAUGUGGGAAGUGUUUCAAUAAUUCAUCUGCUCUACACAGACAUACAAAAAACUAUCACAGUAAAUAGACCAUCUUCAGAUCCAGCACUUUCAGAUCUGAUGCUGCCUCCUCACCAAAUGUGACACAAUAAUUCAUCGAGCAAUAAAAUAGCAUCUGGAUAAAUCUGUCCUGACCAGACAUUACAAGUGACAUGACAAAGAAACAUUAUCUAAAGUUUUCACAGUGAAUAAAGUUCAUCUUCAUCUUCCAAACUGUGAGAUUCAGAUCAACUCAAAGAUGGAGUUCCUUCCCAUAGAACAAUAUCAAAAAGUUUUAUUCUUGUUUAUCAUUUUGCUUUCUUAUAAUUCUUAUAUAUAAAAUUCUUAUACUGUCGUGUAGCUUUGCAACUGUUCGUUAUUUGCUUUUCUUGUAAGAAGGGAUAGAUAUCUGAACCUGGUAUUAAACAAACCCUGAGUCUAAAAUCUGAUGUGUCUUGAGGACUUUAUGGCUGCUGCAUGCUUGUGUCUUAAGUCAAUAUGACCGUAGUAAUACAGUAUUAUA